AUGGCUAGCAGCGAGAUGGAGAAAUCGAGUAAAGAGAAAGAACCUAAAACGCCGCCUUCUUCUUCUUCUGCUCCUCCCUCGUCACAGGAACCUUCGUCGGCUGUGAGUGCUGGCAUGGCUACACCAGAUUGGUCUGGUUUUCAGGCAUAUUCUCCUAUGCCCCCUCAUGGUUUUGUGGCAUCAAGUCCCCAAACUCACCCUUAUAUGUGGGGGGUUCAGCAUAUGAUGCCUCCUUAUGGAACUCCACCUCAUCCAUAUGUUACAAUGUAUCCCCCAGGUGGCAUGUACGCGCAUCCUUCAAUGCCUCCGGGAAAUACUACAGGUGGCACUGAGGGUGAUCCUAAACAGUCUGAUGUGAAGGAAAAAUUGCCUAUCAAAAGAUCAAGAGGAAGCUUGGGGAGUUUGAACAUGAUCACAGGAAAGAACAAUGAGCCUGGAAAAAACUCGGGAGCAUCAGCUAAUGGAGCUUACUCCAAAAGGCAUAUUUUUUUUGGUUACAGUGGGGAGAGUGCUUCUGAUGGUUCAAGUGAAGGAAGUGAUGCAAACUCUCAAAAUGACUCGGGAUCUGGACAAGACGGGAAGGAUGGUUGGUUUAUGAUACUUUCUUUUUUCCUGUCAUUUCUAUCAUCUGAAGCAGCUUCAGAGAAUGGUGGUUCUGCUAAUGGUCCCCGAAAUGGAAGUGUUGGUACAACACCUCUUCCACCGGUGAGCCAGAACGUGCCAAUCAUGCCAAUGACAGCCGCAGGUGUUCCAGGACCACCAACAAAUUUGAAUAUCGGGAUGGAUUAUUGGGGUGCUCCUACUUCAUCCGCUAUACCUGGAAUGCAUGGGAAAGCAUCUGCACCAGUUCCUGGAGCUGUUGCUCCAGUCUCGCGAGAUGGUGGCCAUUCACAAUCCUGGUUACAGGACGAUAGAGAGCUUAAGCGACAGAGGAGGAAGCAGUCCAAUAGGGAGUCUGCUCGAAGAUCCAGGUUGCGUAAACAGGCCGAGUGUGAUGAACUGGCACAACGCGCUGAGGUGUUGAAUGAAGAAAACGCAAGUCUCAGAGCAGAAAUCAACAAGCUCAAAAGCCAGUGCGAAGAGCUCACCUCUCAGAAUACCUCUCUCAAGGACCAGCUUUUAUCAUUCCCUGCACUUGAAGGCAUAAACGUGGACAAGGACGACCAAGAACCAGACGCCAGUCAAACAGGCGUCGCAGUGACAAAGGUUGAUUCCUACAAAGAGUCAACGUGA
Molecule: messenger RNA, 1233 nt
Organism: Thlaspi arvense
Lineage: Eukaryota; Viridiplantae; Streptophyta; Magnoliopsida; Brassicales; Brassicaceae
Source: the annotation of a GenBank genome assembly